AUAGUUAUAGACUAUUAUAGUUUACCUCGAUAGUACAUUGCUAUAUAGGUGCAUAAUAUUCGUCAUACUCGUAUUAUAGUUUUCUUUCAUCAAAACAAUACGGAUUGUUGAGUUGUUGACUGUUUCAUUUUUUUCUGUGUUGUUUCAAUGAAGUACUGUAGCGUGUACUUGUAUUAAUUAUUGAGUAUUUAACAUAAAUUGUUUUCUUCUUUUUACAAUUUUCUUUUUUAUUCAACAUUUCUAAAUUCAUUACACCUUAUAACUAAUUUAUUUUAAUUUAAUUUCCCAUAACCAUUGUUUUGAAUGCGUCGUUAGUUAUGAUAGGGAGAUCAAAAUGGUACUUAGUGUUUACGAUCCUAUUAUGGAGUUGUAUGGACGUUUAUGGUUAUCAACUAAUUCUGGACAAUAACAGUCCAGUAACUACUGGUUCAACAGUUAUCCUGAAUGCUACAGUUGUCGAUAACAAUGGUUUAUGUGCUAGAAGAAAUCUGUUGUUUAAUUAUGAAGAUGAUGCAUUCCCAAGUCAUAAAUUGGAAAUCAAAAGUAAAAAUUGUGAAGCAAUAUUCUACAUAUCAUUUGAUACAACAAUUGGACCUUCAAAUUAUAGAUAUAAAGUAGUCGUUUCAGAGGAAUUAAUUCCUUUUGUCUACCACCCAAUUACCAGUGGUCGUGGCGAGUUAAUUGUUACAGAAAAUUUGAAUGGUGUACUUCAGCUAUUUCAAAAUAACACAAACAUUUCAAAAAAUUCUCCACAGACUAUUUAUGUGUCUACUAAUUUGGAAACUGUUCACCAAAUUAAAAUCAAUGCUGCCGAUUUAGAUUAUCUUAAUAAAAGUGCCAAUUCAACCUCUGUUUACUGGUUUGUUGAUUGUAUCUACCAAGAAAAUACAACAAGUUUUACAUUUAUUAGUAACUAUAGCGAACCAAGCAUUCAGCAUGAAAUUCUUGGCAUUGUAGUAGCCAAUAUUCCCUCAUCUACACCUACACCUCCACCUACAACUACAACUACAACUACAACUACAACUACAACUACGCCUCCACCUACAACUAUGACUACACCUACCCCAGUAUCCACAAUCAGUCAAAAUAAUUCUACUGAUACUAAUACUACUAUUGCUGAUUCUAUAUCUACACCUUCUACUACUGAAGCAUCUUCUAACACUGAUGUUACAUUUUCUCAUCAUAUAAUAAAUUCAACUUUUACUACUGAAUGCCAGCAAAAAAAACAUGUUGAAUUGUUAUUAUCUGCAGUUAAAUUAAAAAACCAGCAAAAAUAUGGAUAUUUUAGUCGUUCUCUGCUUACCAAGGAUCCAAUAGCAAAUGUUAAAACUCAAGGAAAAGUGUGGAUACAAGAAGGUGAAAUGUUAAAUCUUCUGGUGAACUGUAAUGGCAGUGGUCCUUUCCGUUAUUGUGCACAUUAUGUUGAAGGACCUUAUAAUGUGACUGGUAAUGAAUCUUGUUUAUGGGACAGAAAUUUAGUACAAUGUCAAAUGCAGUUUGUUCACUAUUUCCGUGAGCCUACCAAUUAUACACUUAUUGUGAUUGUAGCUAAUGACGUUUCAAAAGUUGUAACACCUAUUGGAAUUAAUAUUUAUAAAGUACAAAAGCAACCACAAAUAUCUGUCAUUGUUGUACCUGUAACUUUCAGUUCAAUUGCAGUAAUUAUUGUUGUGUUCGGAAUAGCUUACUACUUUCAAAACAGAUCAAGGUAUAUGGUAGAAGUAGCAGAUUUUGAUUUUGCCAAUAACUCCGACAUGGAAUAUAAAACAUUUAGAGAGCGUUUGCGUGAUGCUAUAACCCAAGCUAUUAACCGUACACAAGACUAUUCAGAGUAUGAUGGCAGUGAAGAACAAAUUGGUAAUUUGGCUGCACCCCAAAAUCAAAAAUAUGGUAGUAUGCAAUGACCAAGCAUUGUAGUUGGUCCAAACAGAUGUAAUGUCUAAAUGGCUAUACAUUGGACUGACAUAUGAAUUUUAAUUCUAUAGUGUAACUUUUUUGUUGCUGUUCCUUCAAAAAAAAAAAAAAAUAUUGACAAAUAACUUUUUGGCAUUCCAAAUAUUUUUAAUUUAAACUUAUAAUUUAUUGUUUUCUGUACACAAUAUAUUAUUAUUUUUAUGAAGACUUAUAUAUUAAACAUAAUCAUCACAUUUUAACAACACACUUGAAUAAUUGAAGUCUUAGUAAUUAUCUUUUUUUAGUUUUGCAAUAAUAAAUAAGACUUAAGUUAUGUAUAGGAGUAACUACAAUCAUUUUUAUUUGUUUUAAAUUCAUUUUAUUUAUUUAGCAUUUAAUUUUUUUUACUAAUGUACAUUUUUUAGCAAUUAACUUCCCAAUUUGAACAUUUUCUAUAUCCAUCUUGAAAUUCUUUAUAGUUACUCCAUGUAUGUCAUUAAUUUAUUUGGUUGUAAAUAAUUUUUAAGUAGGAAUUGUAAAUUUUCAUGUUUACCUUUUACUUCUGAACCUUCACUUUCGUCAUAAUCUUGAACUUUGAUUAUACAUGUACAAUGUACAUCACUGUGUAUUCCCAUUUGUAUGUGUUAACCUUAUAGAAUAAUAGAAACACAUAGUAGCUCACCUGUAUUUAUCAAAAUAUUAUUAAUUAAAAUCAAUA
Molecule: messenger RNA, 2611 nt
Organism: Myzus persicae (green peach aphid)
Lineage: Eukaryota; Metazoa; Arthropoda; Insecta; Hemiptera; Aphididae
Exons: 8
Coding region: 318-1904 (528 amino acids)
Source: RefSeq, a predicted model, not a curated record